Messenger RNA from Poecilia reticulata (guppy), 2683 nucleotides. RefSeq names its product cyclin C (gene ccnc). Lineage: Eukaryota; Metazoa; Chordata; Actinopteri; Cyprinodontiformes; Poeciliidae. The record is from RefSeq and is a predicted model, not a curated record. Gene Ontology annotation, biological process: regulation of transcription by RNA polymerase II. Gene Ontology annotation, molecular function: cyclin-dependent protein serine/threonine kinase regulator activity.
AUUUGAUGUUACUCCCGCUGUAGCUAGCAGAACUACUUUCAUUGCUGUAUGCGUUCUUUUGUGAGGGAACAUUAUCGAUAAAAAUAUAUUUCCCUUUACAUAAACGUCUUGGACAUGGCGGGAAACUUCUGGCAGAGUUCUCAUUAUCUGCAGUGGGUUCUGGAUAAACAGGAUCUGAUGAAAGAGCGCCAGAAGGACCUGAAGUUCCUCACAGAAGAGGAGUAUUGGAAGCUGCAGAUCUUUUUCGCCAACGUGAUCCAGGCUCUGGGUGAGCACCUGAAGCUCAGACAGCAGGUCAUUGCUACUGCCACAGUGUACUUCAAACGCUUCUAUGCCAGGUAUUCUCUUAAAAGUAUAGACCCUGUGCUCAUGGCUCCUACCUGUGUUUUCCUGGCCUCUAAAGUUGAGGAAUUUGGAGUUGUGUCCAACACCAGGCUGAUUUCUGCUGCGACGUCCGUGUUGAAAACGAGAUUCUCCUACGCCUUUCCAAAGGAGUUUCCCUACAGAAUGAAUCAUAUAUUGGAGUGUGAGUUCUACCUUUUGGAGUUGAUGGACUGCUGCCUGAUUGUGUACCACCCUUAUAGACCGUUGCUGCAGUACGUGCAGGACAUGGGACAGGAGGACAUGCUGCUGCCUCUGGCCUGGCGAAUAGUGAAUGAUACUUACAGGACAGAUCUGUGCCUGCUCUACCCUCCCUUCAUGAUCGCCCUGGCCUGUCUUCAUGUUGCCUGCGUUGUGCAGCAAAAAGAUGCCAGGCAGUGGUUUGCUGAGCUAUCAGUGGACAUGGACAAAAUCCUGGAGAUCAUCCGUGUCAUCCUGAAGCUCUAUGACCAGUGGAAAAAUUUUGAUGAUAGGAAAGAGAUAGCUGCUGUGCUAAACAAGAUGCCCAAACCCAAACCACCUCCAAACAGUGAGAGUGAUCAGAGCUCCAAUGGGAACCAAAGCAACUCCUACAGCCAGUCUUAGCGUCUUGUCUGCGUUUCCACGUGAACCCGUGAUGUUAAACUUUGGGAGGGGUUGAAAGGUUUCAAACAAACUUUGCACAAUCAUACAGAGACCGAUCAUCAUAAAUUUAGGUGUGUCUCAGCUUCUCUGAUUGUUAUGGAUUUGUGGACUGACCAGGGAGUGAUUGAGAAGUCUCCAGUGAGCAGCAAACCUUCUCCAUUAGGCCAACCACUCUGAUAUGAAUAAGGCAGAACAGUGGAGCAGGAAGCUGACACGGGGGAGCAGAUGUGAUCGCUCUGUAAAAACUCAUCAUUGUGAUGAUCCUGACACCCUUGAACCACCCUGAGGAGUCAUUCCACGCGGAGCUCCGUGGGAUUGGAGAAAAACCUGAUCACAAGUGCUGUGGUUUGUCUGUGUGGAAAGCAGGCUGGGUGGGGUUUCAUUCCUCAGGGACCUCUGCUCUCUGAAUGCAUUUUUAUUGAGAUAAUUCCGCUCUCAAGACGUGAGACUCCUAAUUUCUAAAAGGUCUUCAGCCUGAUCUAACUGUACGGAAAGUGGAAGGCUCACUUUUAAAGUGGAAAGUAGUUCUGUGAAAGCAAUUUACUGUUUCCUCCCGAUCCCUUCUCUUUUGUAAAUAGCUUUACAAUUUUGAAUUGUUUUGCUUUCUUUAAAAGAAGUUUUGACUUUGACUUUGUGCGAAAGUUCAGCUGUUUUAGUGGAUAUAUUUGUUGGAAUUUUCAUUGGUGUUUGGCCUGUGUUAUGAAACUUUUAAAAUCAUUUCUUGACAACAGUUUGGAGUAAAUGCUAACCUAAACUAGCUCUAUGAGUCAUUUACUUUCUAUCUGCCCUCUGCCGGCUUAUAAAACACCUAACUGCUGUGACAUGUCUGCAUUUACCUGCAGAUGUCUGUCAAUGUGAUUCAACGGAAGGUGUUUUUGAGUGGGCAUUAUUAAAAGCACACACAUUCAGGUAACAUGUGAAAUAUGUCUAUAGUAUUAAUAAAUUACUUGCUUUCAUCUUUGUUUUGCUUUCUCUGGCAAAGUUGGAAAAUGUAAUGCUGACGAUACAAAUUGUUUAUUUUUUGUUUGUUUGUUUGAGGCUGUAGUGAGACCCCUCGUGGUGAAGCUGGGGGAUACGUAACACUCAUUGUCAAAACAGUUAAAAACUUAAAAGAAAAGAUGCGAACAAUGUUUUAACAGUAUUGCGUUAAGUUUUAAGUUAAAAGUCUAUUUUUCGUGUAAACGUGCUUCUAAUUGUCUUGACCUUUGGUACAGUCGAUUCUAGUGACAUAACUCGGAGCCCAAAGCCUGGAGAAGAUAGCGGAAGUUGUAGCACAAAGUACAUCAUGUCUCCUUCAAAAUUAGAGCUUUAACUCAUUCUUGGGAAUUUGCAAUAGUUGACACAAAGUCUCCAAAGGUUGUUUGGAUCUUAUAAAAGUGUGCUCUUGAAAAAAUAAAUUGAGUGAAGUGAAACAAAUCUGAGGAAAACUUAAAACUAAAAUGAAUAAUUUUCACAGAAUAUGCAGAUGCAUCUCAGAUUGUCACUGUUCAGUUUUUUUUUUGCUCAUUCUUUUUUGCUUUUUUAAAAUCAGUAUUUUGUUUUUGUUGUAAAUCCACAUUUUUAUGAGUAGAUCUUUUUGUCUCCGUUUUUACUGGUAAAAGUAUUUACUGCUGUUUUAGCUGCUGCAUAAUGUCUUAUUUUAUUUGCCACAGUGUCACUAAGUAAAAUUUGGUCCUCC